This is a messenger RNA of Chlamydomonas reinhardtii, 2935 nucleotides long. RefSeq lists its product as uncharacterized. The transcript has 6 exons. The record is from RefSeq and is a predicted model, not a curated record. Bases 806 to 2308 code for a protein of 500 amino acids. NCBI's taxonomy places the organism in Eukaryota, Viridiplantae, Chlorophyta, Chlorophyceae, Chlamydomonadales, Chlamydomonadaceae.
ACUCUGAACAUUUUUAGAGGGCUCCGCCUCCUCCGGUAAGACCGUCUGGAAGAGCUUCAAUUGCCCGGCUGGUUCCGAUCCCCUUCUGACCCAGGGCGCCCAGGGUUCCUUCCCCAUAGCCAUGCUUCCUCAGUCUCUUUCCCAUAGCGCUCCCUCGGUCUCUUUCCCAUAUCCCACGACCAUGCGCCAUGCCGCGCCUAUUGAUGCCUGAGCGGCCUCAUCUGGCCUCAUUUCCCCCCGGAACCAGCAACAGCAUGUGUGAGAGCUUGGCAGUGGCAGAGAAGCGUCCAACAUUCCUGCGAUGGUUGGUCACUCUUGCCUGCAUUACCAGAUAGCCACCAAUAGCCUCGCCGAGUCAAGGUUCGCACCUGCUGCUGGGACAGCAGAUCAUUCACGCUCUCUUGCGGGGGUCGAGCGAUUCGGCCCGCCUUAGUGCUAUUAAGCCGUAUAUUCACUAGGUCAUACGUUGGCAUGGAGACGUUUCGUCUUGGUCCAAAUGUUUCAGGCAUCUUGCACACCCUUGGCCCUGCCCUGAGCCCAACGACACGGAUAAUAUACACGUGGUACAUACUGUCAAGCGACUAUGUCAGGCUUACUUUACUGACGUUCUAGGCGCGUUUGCUCACUGAGUUUGUAAUGCUUUAUGAUAAAACCUCGCCUCCCUGGCGCUUCAAAUACGUUUGAGAUGGAUAGAUUGGGGGUGAAUUGAAGUCAGCAGGCACAGUAACGCACAACGCCGUUGCGCUGGACCCUGUUUGAGAAACGCUGUGCCCAUGCAGUACGGUUCGGUCGAGACCCGCGAACCAUGCGGCUCACCGUUGCAGUGCUGGCCAUCCUGGCCCUGGCCAUCGGCGCGAGUGCCCAGCAGACGGGGCUCUAUCCCAGCUUCCCCUACUGCCAAUGCACCAAGACGCCCUCGGCGUAUCGGUUGUCGCCGACCGUCACAUCGACGGGCGCGGGCACCUACUGCUUCACGCUCAGCGCCAAGGUGCCGGCUGGCUGCACGCACAAGUGCUGCAAGGCUGACCUCAAGAAGAUUGAGUUCAACGUGAACGACGCGUGCGACGUCUUCUCGCCCUCUCUCAAGGCGACCAUCAACGGCGUGCGCACCAAGGUGGCCCCCGCCAUCAACAAGGCACAGAACGGCCCCGUGGGCUCCACCACCCUGGUGCUGACGCAGCUGGGUCUGGGGCUGGGCAACGACGGCGCCCAGGUCUGCAUCACGCUGGGUCUGAACAAGAACGGCAAGGGCUGCACCACCCUGGAGGAGCUGUGCGUGCCCCCGGCCGGCAUGCCCGCCGGCGUGUGCACGGCUGCCCUGUUCGACAGCCAGAACGACUGCUGCCCGCUGUCCCAGGCCAACGUGCCCAGCCCGCCGCCGCCCUCUCCCCCUCCCCCCAGCCCGCCUCCCCGCUGCGAGGUGUGUGCCUACAUCGCUCUGGUUGACCCCGAGAACAACGCGCCCUUCCCCUACGCCUUCAGCGCUGAUGAGUGCGACAGCUAUGCCCAGACCCUGAUUGACGACAUCACGGCCCAGGCAGGCGACGCCGGCGCCACCAUUGUGACGCCCUUUGCCAAGGUUGACUGCCAGGAGCGCCUGAUCAAGGUGUGCGGCGAGUUCUUCUCCAACGAGGAAGGCGCGCUCAUUCAGGACUGGAUUGGCGAGCAGGUGUCUGUGUGGAACGACAUGGUCACCGGCGGCCAGUGCCCCGCCUACCUGUCCGGCUACAGCGUGGUCACGGCGGUGGGCGGCGAUGGCAGCGACGUCAACAGCCUGCCCAUGAGCUGCCUGAACGCCUUCAAGUCCACUGCCUGCGCGCCCGAGACUGUGGACUUCCCCAAGUGCCAGUGCACCACCAAGGCCUUCGCCACGCCCUUUGCCGUGAAGCCCAUGAUGUCCGAGAUGGCUGGCCCCUCCAAGGACACCACCAGCUACUGCUUUGAGCUGGCCGUCGUCGCCCCAGCCAACCCCGGCUCCGCCUGCGGCAAGACCAGCACCGUCAACAAGGCUGAGUUCUUUGCCGACGACACCAAGCGCCGCCAGAUCAAGUCGAUUGGCAUCAAGCCGGCCGGCGCCGCCGGCUACAAGUGGGUGGCGCCCAGCUGGGGCGCCGUGGGCGACCAGACGCUCAAGGUGACGCUGGGGUGGAGCACGGCGCAGGCGGCGGGCGGCCGCAUCUGCCUGGAGCUCUACAACACCACCAGCCUGGACGACUUCUGCAUGGGCGCCGCCAUGGACACGUGCUGGCUGAACCUGUUCGACACCACACGCAACUGCUGCCCUCUCUACACCUCUUCCCUCGUGUAGUAGGCGCCUGAUUGGGCGCACAGCGGCUGUUGUGGCCGGCAUGCUAGCACAUCUCAAUAGCCAGCAUCAGCAGCUGCAUGGCUGCAUGGCUGCUAGCUAGGAGCUAGCGGCGGGAGCCGUCAGUCGGGCGGCGCAGCUCUACUGCGGAGCUGUCGGCCUGCUGCCGCUGAAUGCCACACAUGCCGUGCUGUGCUGUGGAGGCGGCCGGGUUGCGUACUUUGAUUCUUGGGCUCCAUUAAGCCCUAUGCACCAGGCUGCCAGCACCGCUAGCGAGGCAUAGCCGGGUCGUCGCAAGAUGUGGCGUUAAGUCUAGUGACCUAGGGACGCAUCAAUGUGUAGGGUGUGGUUGUGGAUGGCGGUUCGUUUGGGUGGUUGGUGGAGGGACGGAGGUAGCACGCACGGACCAAUCGACUACUGUUGUAGGUGCCAGCACUGUCGGUUAGAUAGGGAAAUCCGCAUGGAUUAAUACUGUAGUUGUCAAGGCUGUGGCACGUACGGUGUGCGCGUUUUCAGGUAGUGUGAAUGGCUGUCUAUAUUUCCAAACUAUCUCAUGGGACACGCCAAGGGCGUCCAUUUCUCUUGCUCUCCGGACUUCUUCAUUCAAUCUUUGUGUAACAAUGAUAUGGC